CGCUCGGUCCCUUUACAGCCCUUCUGUCCCCUCCGCAGUCGCUCUGUCGGCGCUCUCCGAGGCUUCGGGCGGCAGUCACGUGGUUUCUUGAUUCUCUGCAGGAGGACGUGGAUCCCAGGCUUGAACGCUGCCGGUGUUUUGAUGGUUGCGAUGACUGAGGAGCCCGGCCCUUCUCAGGGAGCUGUCUUUCUCUCCAGGAGCUGUUGAGUGAUCGGCAAAAAUGUCAAAUAAGGAGGUGAAGGCAGCAUUAAAGAGCGCUAGAGAAGCCAUAAGAAAUAAGGAAUAUAAAGAGGCCUUAAAGCACUGCAAGGUAGUCUUGAAGCAAGAAAAAAAUAACUACAAUGCUUGGGUAUUUAUUGGCCUGGCAGCUGCUGAGUUGGAGCAACCUGAUCAGGCCAAAGGAGCGUAUAAGAAGGCUAUUGAACUUGAACCAAACCAAUUACUGGCAUGGCAGGGUUUAGCAAAUUUAUAUGAGAAAUCCAACCAAACGGAUGUCCACGCAGACUUACAAGAUGUGUACCAAAAACUCUUGGAACUCUAUGAAAGUGGAGACAAGCAGAAAUGGUGUGAUGUAUGUAACAAGCUCGUGGAACUAUAUCGCCAAGGAAAUAAAUACUUAGAGGCAGCAGAAAUAUGCCAGAAACUAAUAGAAGUGAAAAAGGAAGGAGGUGCAGAAAAGGUGGAACUCCAUCAGCUUUGGAAGAGGAUGAUCCAGUUACUGGGAGACAAUGUGCAGUACCAGGAUAAUAAGACUGCACAAUUGCUUUUGAGUGGAUAUGAAGAGGCACUGAACUCUGCUGACACUGUCCCCAGUGAAGAUCAUCGAAAUCUUUACAAAGACUUUAUUCAGUGCUUGUCAAAAUUUCCUCAUGAAGCAACUAAAUUGGAAAAAGCUUGUGAUGAUAUGAUGGCUUUAUAUCCGACUUUGAGUUAUCCUUUAGAAGUACUUUGCUUGUACUUCAUUCAAUCAGGUACUUUGUCAGAAGAGGCCUUGCAGUAUUUUUCUAAGCUUCUGGAGAUGGACUCAAGUAGUGGUCCAGGCAUCAUUGGUUUUGGUAUAAAAUGCCUCCAAGAAAAGAAAUACAAAGAGGCUAUUAAGAGUCUUACUGAAGGUUUGCAGAAGGUUAGCCAGUGUGCAGGAGCAUGGCAUUACUUGGCAGAGGCGCAGAUGAAAGUUCACAAAUACAGGGAUGCUGUCCUGUCCUGCAAUCAAGCACUUAAGAAUCUUCAAACUCUUGAUGGUGCUACUCUGCAGCGGAAGAACCUUAUCCUUCAGUUGAAAGCAGAGGUUUUGAUCAAAAUAUCUGAUGCUGGAGCUGCAGAAGAAGCCAUUAAUGCACUCGAGCAGGUUGUGGGAGCAAGCAGUGAUCCUGUGCUUUUAGCUUUCAAAGGUCGAGCAUAUUUAAACAAAGGUUUAGUUGAUGAAGCUUCAAAGAUUUCGCAAGAGCUUCUGUUGUCGCAUCCUGAUGUAGCUGAAGCCCAUGCUCUUGAGGGUUACAUCCAUUAUUCUCAGAAGAAAUAUGAGCAGGCAGAAAGAAGUUUUCAAAAUGCUAUUGAAAGAAGGGCUGAAAUUGCUGAGUAUCAUCAGUAUCUGGGGCUCACUUAUUGGUUCAUGAGUGAUGAGACAAAAAAAGAUAAAGGAAAAACACUCACUCAUUUCUUGAAGGCUGCAAAGUUGGACAGCUACUUGGGAAGUGUCUUUUGUUAUUUAGGUAACUACUACAGAGAUGUUGCUGGAGACAAAAGUAGAGCUCGUGGUUGCUAUAAAAAGGCUUUUGAACUGGAUGGAACUGAUGAAGAAUCUGGAGCAGCAGCUGUAGACUUAAGUGUGGAGCUUGGAGACACGGACACUGCUCUAUCCAUCUUGAAUGAAGUAACUGAAAAAGCAAAUGCUGGUGCAGCAAAAUGGGCUUGGCUUCAUCGUGGACUUUACUACCUCAGAACUGGUCAGCCGUCAAAAGCAGUGGCUGAUUUGCAGGCAGCUCUCAGGGCUGACCGAAUGGAUCCCAACUGCUGGGAGUCUCUAGGGGAGGCUUAUGUGAGCAGAGGUAGCUAUGCAGCAGCUCUAAAAUCCUUCAGGAAGGCCAGUGAGCUGAACCCAGACCACGUGUACAGCAUUUACAGAGCUGCAGCAGUUGAGCAGAUUCUAGGCAAAUAUGAAAAUGCUAUAGCUACCUAUCAGCAGAUCUUAGAGAAGACAGAAGAGUAUGUACCUGCACUUAAAGGACUUGGAGAAUGCUAUCUCAUGCUGGCAAGAUCAGCCCUUGAGAAGUACCUUGAUAUGAGGGCUGUGGGUUACAUAGAGCAGGCUCUUGAAUUUUUUACAAGGGCAACAAAGAACCGACCUGACAUAUCUUCCCUUUGGAAACUGCUUGGCGAUACCUGUACUAGUGUGCAUGUUAUUUCACCAGCCAAAGUGAAUGUUCAAGUUCUAGGGUCGCUUCUGGGUAAAAAUGAAGGCAAACAGAUGCUGAAGAAAACUGAGCUGCUGAGACUGGGUGGAAGGUGUUAUGGCAGAGCUUUAAAAUUGAUUCCUUUGCCUAACAUAUGGUGUGAUCUUGGAAUAAAUUAUUAUCGACAAGCUGAGCACCUCACAGCAGUAGGCACGGACCUAAAUGAGAUCAGUGAACUACUAGAGAAGUCUUUACAGUGUCUCAAAAAAGCUGUGAGGCUUGACAACAAAAAUCACCUUUAUUGGAAUGCACUUGGUGUGGUUGCUUCCUGUAGUGCUAUUGGGAACUAUGCUCUUGCUCAACAUUCGUUCAUCAAAUCUGUUCAAGCUGAGGAAAUUAAUGUUGUUGCCUGGACGAACCUGGGGGUUUUGUAUCUAGCGACUGGAAACAUUGAGCAAGCUCAUGAAGCCUUCAAAGUAGCCCAGUCUCUGGAACCUUCUUACCUUAUGUGUUGGAUUGGGCAGGCUCUUGUUGCAGAGGCAGUAGGCAGCUUUGAUGCUAUGGAUCUCUUCAGGCACACAACUGAACUUGCUAUGCAUACUGAGGGAGCGAAAGGCUAUGCCCACUGGGUAUGUUCAACUCUGCAAGAUAAAAGCAACAGAGAUACUGAGCAGUAUCAGUACAACAUUGUUGAAAUGAAUGCUAUUCCAGCAGCCCAAGUGGUUAUGAGCAAGUAUACAGAAAGAAAUCCAGAUGAUGCAUCUGCUUUCACAAUGCUUGGUUAUUUGAAUGACUAUCUGGAACUAAAAAGACAGGCAAAAGAUGCUUAUGAAAGGGCUGCUACAUUAUUAAAAAACUGUGAGGAUACUGAGAAAUAUAACACAGCAAUGCAAAACUAUGGCAGAUCUCUGUGUGCCAUUGGUGAGUGUGAUAAAGCCAUUGAGGUUUAUACAUCAAUACCGCUUACUGAGUUUGAUGCCAUUGUGGGGAUAGCACUAGCCUACUUCAAGAAAGGACUCUUAAAAGAAAGUAUUCAAGCCUAUGAGAAAGCCUUGUCUGUUGCGGAAUCUGAACAAGAUAAAACACAUAUCCUGACUGCCUUGGCAAUAAUAGAGUAUAAACGAAACAAAGUGGAUGCUGCAAAGACACUGCUGUUUAAAUGCUCAUUAAAGGAACCUAGUACCGAAAGUCUGAAGGCUUUGUGCACACUAGGACUGGUAAAGCAGGAUGUUACGCUUGCAACAGCAGCCCUAAAGGAGUUACUGAAACAUGAGAAAGGGAGUGAUGGGAUUUAUGAAAGGUGCCUUAUUGCAUCUGCUGUUUAUGCACUACAAGGCAGAAACCUGGGGAUCCAGAGAGAAGUCUCCAAAGCAAUACACAGUUACCCUGGUAAUCCUGCUCUUUGGUCUCUUCUGUCUCGACUAGUUCCAUUGUAUACACCACAGAAGGCAAAAGGGGGAGCUGUGGCAGGAAACAUUGCACAUGCGCUUGAUUUAAGACAUGGAAAGGAUGUCCUACUGAAUGUUGCAGUUAAUCAAUUGGCAGCAGGAUGUCACAUGUUAGAAGAUGAAAGAAACAAUCCUCUAAAAAAUAUUCAGAAGGCAAUACUCAUCUGUCCCGAUAACCCUUCUGCCUGGACAGUGCUAAUGGCAGCCUGUCAUGCUGAAAACACUGUUGGCUGUCUUAACAACACUCAACCAAAGCGAACAGAUCUAGAGAUGACACUUGUAUCUACAAUUUCAGCCAAAACUGGAGAAAAUGACCUUCCUCAUAAUUACAUCCAAACUCUUGAAGACUGGUCUCUUUGUCAAGCUAUCACCAGUCUAGAGGAGAAUGGUAGAAUCUCAGAAGCUGAAGCACUUUGUACCAAGGGUUUAAAGAACUGCCCCGAGCACCCAGCUCUGUUUUUGCUUCUGAGACAAAUUCAAUGUAAGCAACUGUUACAGUCUCACAAAGAGCUUCCAGAUACCAUCCUGAAGGAGCUUCACAAAACAGUCAUGACCAGUUCAUCUUCCAUUGCAGCCUGGCAAUGGCUGGCAAAAGUGUAUCAGUCUCAAGGAAUGAUGGUUGGAGCAGAGAUGUGUUACAGAAGGAGCUUGCAGUUGGCAUCACAGCAGGGCAGCUGGAGUGGGAAGUUAUCCAGCCUGCUCAGACUGGCUAUGCUUGCACUGGAAAUCUGCAUGGCUAAUGUCUCAAAUGAGCACUGGCCAUCCUUGGUUCAGGAGGCAACAACUGAAGCUUUGAAACUCUCUUCCUGUCCCUUGGCAGUUCUCCUGCAAGCGCUUCUACAGUAUAUUCGCAAAAUGGGAGCAAGAGAGACUCGUCGAAUGUUGGAGAGAGUGGUUUACCAACCAGGGAAUCCAGAAACCAUUGUGUCUGUGGCUCGUUGGUACCUCAUGCAACACCUAUAUGCCAAAGAUGAUUACGAAUUAAUAGAUGUACUUGUAGAAAACGCCAAAGCUAAUGGGGAUAUUAGAGCUCUGGAUCUACACAAGAAAUUAUCAGCAAGUGCCUAGAAUGGACUAUCUGAAGUGGAACGUCUUCCAUUCACGCAACUUAAUUGGGCCAUCCUUCAGGAGUUCUGUGUGGUCUGGGCUUUUCUGUUUUUUGUCUGGCUUUAUUUCUUCUUGUGUCAGCAGAAACUUUUUUUGAGCAAAAGUAGGUUGUUCUUUUGUUGAUGUAAGUCCCAUCAUAAAAUACACUUCACUUGAAAGAAAAAAAAAGCUGAUUUUUUUUGUUUGUUUGUUUUCUUCUUCUCUGAAGCCUCAGUACUGUUUGCAGUGGAGAUUUAUCAUCUUUCCUUGUUGACCACUCACAAAGAAAUACAAUGUUGACUGCGUUGGCAGUGAUGAAAGCUUGAAGAGGUUUCAGUUUGUUUUUUUUUCCUGUAGCAGUCUUACUAGUUAAUUGACAGCAAACUUUUCUUUCCUCCCAGAAAUUGUAAAACGUGCAGAAAUUUAAAAUGUUUUGCAUUUGUUUUGCAACCAAGAACCAAAUCCACUUAGGAUUUCAUGUGUGGUGUCAUUUUAUACACUUCAUGUUUUUUGUUAGCUAAUCUUUACUGCAGCAGUGUGUCUUGUCCCACCAAUGAGGAGGGGGGAGUGAGCAAGAUUCACUGAAGGGCUGAAUUGCUGUGGAGCAUGUUGGUGGGUCAUAGAGUUUGGUUACUCUGGUUCGCUUUUCUCAUGCAAAAGUCACAGUUAUCUGUGAAGUAAGCAUGUUUUCUCAGUAGAUAAUAGUUCUGUUACACAUGUCUAGGUUUAAACCCUGGUACCAGAAAAUCCCAACAGUUGAAUGUCUUGAAUCAAAGGUUCACAAAUAUGGGAUAUACCAUAUUUUUGUGGGGUUCCAUAUGAGUGUUCUGCAACUAAUUGUCCAUGAACUGUUCAGUAGUGGGGAUUACCUCUUGGGGUUGGGAAUUUAUUUUUGUUCUUUUAUUAUACUAUCUGGAUUGGACAAAAAAUACUUACGGGACCAAACACUUUCAUAACAAGAGAGAUCACGGUGAGGUUAGCCACCCCAUUCAUUAGUAACUUGAAUUCAUCCACACAGAGAUAAAAGAACAGUAUAUUCAUGUUGUAAGGGUUCACAAUGAGGUAAGGAAUUUUAACAGUGUUUGUGUAAACAAGAUUACACAGGAUCUCUGUUUCUCAGGGAUAGCACUUCUGCUUUCAAUACUGCCUUCUUACAAGGCAUCUCUGCAUUGUGCCCCUCAAAUGUCCACUGUUUUCAGGCUGCAAGUGAGGCAUUUGUAGUUCACGUGCAGAGCUCUUGCUUCCAACACAUAACAUACUGUGUCUUUUGAGGUUGUAUCAACUAGAAAAUAAUAGGUAACUAGAGAGGGCAUGUAGCAAUAUAGGUAUAUUCUGCUAUACUCCUGAAAUGGGAAUGAGUAACCCCCUUCCCUCCCCUCCUCCCCCCAGAGAUUUAUAUUUCUGCAUGUAUUUUGAAUACACUUCUGGUUUAAUGUUGCUGUCUUUUGACUUAGAUAAUAUGUGAGAAGUUUAACCAAAUAAUGGCAAAUUUAAGGCCUGCAGCUGUUGAGAUGUCUAGACAAAGGCCUUGUUCUGUUUGAUUCCAGAUUUGGAUAAAACCAGUGAUAAUUGUGCCCAUGCCAGGUUGACUGGCUUAUUCACAUUCCCAGUUUACUGAGAUAAGAUUAUAUUCUUACUAUGUGGAUAUAUAAACUUCUCCUCUGUGUGCCCAUCAUCUUCCUCAUGGGGUUAAUGUGUGCUGCAAAUGGUCUUGUAGUCGAUCUGUACAUGGUUUCAAGGAAUCAGGCAGGCUUCAGAUUAGGGGAUUUGUUCUGUUGGGGUUAGCAAUUAAAGAUUGCACUGGGGAAGGCAGUUGACAGACUGAGUUUCUAUUAUGCAUUAACUCAAGGCAAGCAUCCUUCCACAAACUCUCUCAUUUUCUUGAGCUAACCUGCUGUAUUUUUCCAGGACUUUAGACAUUUUGGCUGCCAAGAAUGGCACCAUCUAGGCAACCUGCCUGUCCUCAUCCGGGCCAAUUAUCAAUGGUCUCCAUCUUAAUUACUGGCUUUGUUCUUGGGGUAAAGUAUUUUAGGCUACUUUCCAAUUCCUUAGUUGUGUACAAGGUGCUUAAGCCCGGUUUCUUGAUCAGCUGUGCCAACCUUGUAAAUGGCAGCUGACUAUCCAGAACAGAGUCAAGGUCUGACCGAUCAGGAGAGCUUGUCCUUCAUCCUCUAAUUCAGACUAUAACAUUUUCUCUCAGUCUGAUGUAUUGGACAGAGCCAUGAGGAGUUGCUGAGUGAUACUACAUUUGUCAGUUAGCUGGCUUUGCAGGGUUUUCAUUUGUUCCUGCAAGAAUUUAACCGUUUUAUCACUAGUUUCUUUAACUAGGUGCCUCUUCUGUGCCAUCACUAGUGCUGCUCCCAGCACAGCAUAUACGAUGGCUUUUCCUUUCCAUAGACAUGCUUUUCAUUCUUUUGUAAAUGUUGCAGUCAUGUUUGUUACAGCAUUUGGAUCAUACCAACUAACACAGGCUCAUGCCAUCCCUGAUGGGAUGGGGCAUGCCUUAUAUUCCUUAAGCUUUUCAACAAGAGGAGAGCAGUCAAGCAUCAGCAUUUUCCAGGCAGCCAUGGGUUGCCACAGAGAAACCUAUCUCGGCGUAUAGCUUAGAGGUCACUUUCCAGUGCUUCCUCAGUACAGUCAUCUCUGGGACCAGUCCCUUAUGCAGUAUAUCCCUCUGACUGUGGGCUGCAGUAAAUGUUCUCAUCAAGACAAACUUGUGAUCGUUGGGGACAGGGUCAUAUUUAUACUGUGCGUAACAGGCUCUAUGUCUUGGUGAUUCUUAUGCUGACUGCUUAAUUGAAUGAAUCAUGACGGUGGUUCUUAAUACAUGAUGUUAUUUUGCCUUUCUGUACAUGACAAUAAAAAAUAAAUCAGUUA
Molecule: messenger RNA, 7804 nt
Organism: Lagopus leucura (white-tailed ptarmigan)
Lineage: Eukaryota; Metazoa; Chordata; Aves; Galliformes; Phasianidae
Gene: SKIC3
Product: tetratricopeptide repeat domain 37
Exons: 41
Coding region: 221-4909 (1562 amino acids)
Cellular component (GO): Ski complex
Molecular function (GO): protein binding
Source: RefSeq, a predicted model, not a curated record